Fulmarus glacialis (Northern fulmar) is the source of this 431-nucleotide messenger RNA. It is a transcript of the gene LTO1, whose product is annotated as oral cancer overexpressed 1. NCBI's taxonomy places the organism in Eukaryota, Metazoa, Chordata, Aves, Procellariiformes, Procellariidae. The record is from RefSeq and is a predicted model, not a curated record. The annotation marks the transcript as partial. The transcript has 4 exons.
GUUUCACGGUGAGGGGUAUCAGGAGGGGUAUGCUGAAGGCAGUCACGUUGGAGUUGUUGAGGGAAGGAGGUACGGAUCCCUCCAUGGUGCCAAGAUUGGGUCUGAGAUUGGCUGCUACCUUGGGUUUGCACUGACGUGGCAGUGUCUGCUCCAGAAAUGCACGGAUGAAAAGAACAGCAAAAAGAUAAGGGCUUUGGAUUCAUUAAUAGGGAUGAUUCAGAAAUUCCCAUAUGAAGACCCCACUUACGAUAAGCUACAAGAAGAUCUGGGAAAAAUCAGAGGAAAAUUUAAACAGGUUUGUUCAAUGCUAAAUAUUCAGUCUGAUUUUAGAAUCGGUACUGAAAGAUCUUCACUAACAUUUUGAAUAUAACAGAUGAAGAUAAACAUGGAUGACCAAAGAAGAAACAUUAAGAGAACAGAUAACUGGAAAA